Cryptomeria japonica (Japanese cedar) is the source of this 774-nucleotide messenger RNA. RefSeq names its product putative germin-like protein 2-3. The transcript is spliced from 3 exons. Gene Ontology annotation, cellular component: cell wall. The record is from RefSeq and is a predicted model, not a curated record. Lineage: Eukaryota; Viridiplantae; Streptophyta; Pinopsida; Cupressales; Cupressaceae. Bases 1 to 774 code for a protein of 257 amino acids. Gene Ontology annotation, molecular function: manganese ion binding.
AUGCAGAUUCAGGUACAAGCUAACAAAGUGGCUCUUGAGGCUCCUCGCCGCUCCUUUGGUGGGAGAGAUGAUGCGUGGAGGCAUCGCUUGACUUCUCCUCCGUAUCAUGGCUCUGCCUCAGGGUGGCCUUCUGCUGCUCCUGUGACUUUGGCUCCUACUGCUGGUGAUGGCUCUGGGUGGCCUACUGCCAUCACCUCCAAGUUUCCACGUUUGAGGAAGGAGAAGAAGAUAAAGACCCUGAAGAUGGGUGCGAACGGCUUCUCUUGCAAGGACCCCAAAAUUGUUUCAGCAGAGGGCUUCUUCUUCAGCGGGCUUCGACUAGGGGACACGAGCAACGCCGUAGGGUCUAACGUAACAGCAGCCAACGUUAACCAGAUUCCGGGGUUAAACACACUGGGAAUAUCGUUGGUCCGCAUAGACUACGCUGUGGAUAGAAUUAAUUCUCCUCACACCCAUCCAAAAGCCUCAGAAAUCCUGGUUUUACUUAAAGGCCAACUACUAGUGGGAUUCAUCGAUAUAACAAGCAAGUUUCACAGCAAGGUGUUGAAGAAAGGAGACGUGUUUGUGUUUCCCAAGGGAUUGCUACAUUUCCAGCAUAAUGUGGGGCAUCGAAAUGCGGUGGCUAUCUCUGGGUUGAGCAGCCAAAAUCCAGGAGUUCAGGUUACUGCCAAUUCCCUCUUUGCAGUAAAUCCUCGUUUGCCAGAUGGUGUAUUAACCAAGGCCUUCCGCAGUGAUAAAACAGUAGUCGAUUUCAUUCAGGGCAAAUUCAUGUAA